Molecule: messenger RNA, 3029 nt
Organism: Chelmon rostratus (copperband butterflyfish)
Lineage: Eukaryota; Metazoa; Chordata; Actinopteri; Chaetodontiformes; Chaetodontidae
Gene: nop2
Product: NOP2 nucleolar protein homolog (yeast)
Exons: 16
Coding region: 124-2508 (794 amino acids)
Biological process (GO): maturation of LSU-rRNA; rRNA base methylation
Cellular component (GO): nucleolus
Molecular function (GO): RNA binding; rRNA (cytosine-C5-)-methyltransferase activity
Source: RefSeq, a predicted model, not a curated record
CCGGACGUUCCUCUACAACGUGUUGCAGGAAAAUUCACGUGUGGACAUUUUAUCUUCCGCUGUACAGUCGCAAGUUGGGACAAAAAAGAAGAGAUUAAUCGGCCGUUUGUGUAGCUCUGAGUCAUGGGUCGGAAAUUGGAUCCCACCAACAGAGUGAAGAGAGGGCCGGGGAAAAAAGCCAGAAAGCAGCAAGGAGCAGAGACUGAGUUGGCCAAGUUUAUAAAUGAUGAGGAAACAGGACCAAAACGGCUGUCAAGUAGGGCCAGGAAAAGAGCUGCAAAAAGAGUCCAGAAUGCGAAAAAGCCUAAAGAUGCUACUGAGGCACAGCCCAAGAGAGGAUUCACUGAUGACAACAGUAAAUGGUUGAAACCAGCAAAGAGGAAGCGCAAAAUCGAUGAACCUGAAAGUGAGGAUGAUAGUGAUGAGCACUGGGAGGAAGAGGAAGAUGAGGGGGAAGAGGAGCAGCAGCAGCAGCAGCAGCAGCAGCAGCAGCAGCAGCAACAACAACAACAACAACAGCAGAAGAAGAAGAAGGAAGGAAAAGACCAAGGAAAGAAGGGUGCCAAAUUAGGCAUGAAAGAAGUGGAGGAGGAGGGGGAGGAGGAUGAAGACGAUGAUGAUGAAGACGACGACGACGACGAUGAUGAUGAUGAUGAUGAUGAUGAUGAAAUGGUUGAUGACUACGGAACACUUGAUGAUGGCAGUGAGGAAGCAGCUGAAGAGGAAAGUGAUGGAGAGGAACUUCUUCCCAUCGAGCGUGCAGCCAAGAAAGAGAAAAAGCUGAAGGAAACCAUGGGUGUAGAGAGUGAUGAUGACGAUGAUGAAGAGGAGGACGACGACCAUGAUGAUGAGGAGGAGGAAAAUAAAUCAGAUGCUGACAUGGAUGAGGAAGAUGCAAUACAAACCAACAUGGAUGAGAUUGAUCAAUUUAGGCUACCAGGGGCAGAAGAAAGUGAGAAGGAAGGAGUCCUUCCUCUCGACCUUAAGACAAUCCAUCAAAGAAUAAAGGACAACGUUGAUGUCCUUUGUAAUUUCUCGACCAAAAGGGAGGAGGGGAAAGAGAGAGCAGAGUACAUCUCUCUUCUGAAGAAGGAUCUUUGUACCUAUUACAGCUACAACAACUUCCUCAUUGAGAAACUAAUUGACAUUUUCCCUCUUUCAGAGCUGGUAGAUUUCCUUGAGGCCAAUGAAAUUCAGAGACCUGUCACUAUCCGGACCAACACACUGAAAACAAGGAGGCGGGACCUUGCACAGGCCUUGAUCAACCGAGGAGUGAACCUUGAUCCACUGGGGAAAUGGUCUAAAGUUGGUUUGGUCAUCUAUGACUCGUCGGUACCUAUAGGUGCAACCCCAGAGUAUCUGUCAGGUCAGUACAUGCUGCAGGGAGCCUCCAGUUUUCUGCCAGUCAUGGCGCUCUGUCCACAGGAGGGAGAGUUAGUGUUGGACAUGAGCUCAGCUCCAGGAGGCAAGACCACCUAUAUUGCUCAGCUGAUGAGAAACACAGGGGUGAUCGUGGCUAAUGACGCCAACGCUGAAAGAUUGAAGAGUGUGGUGGGCAACAUCCACCGUCUGGGGGUCACCAACACUGUUGUCUGCAACUACGAUGGAAGGCAGUUCCCAAAGGUAAUGGGUGGGUUUGAUCGGGUGCUGCUUGAUGCUCCGUGCUCAGGCACAGGAGUCAUCGCCAAAGAUCCAGCGGUGAAAACCAGUAAGGAUGACGCAGACAUCCAUCGCUCUGCUCACUUGCAGAAAGAACUGAUUCUGUCUGCCAUCGACUCUGUCAAUGCUGAGUCCCCGACAGGAGGAUGUCUAGUUUACUGCACAUGUUCAAUAAUGGUGGAGGAGAAUGAAUGGGUGGUGGACUACGCCUUAAAGAAGAGGAAUGUCAAAUUAGUUCCCACAGGACUUGACUUUGGCAAGGAGGGCUUCACCAGGUUCAAAGAACGUAGAUUCCAUCCUUCUCUGCGACUGUCUCGCCGCUUUUACCCUCAUUCCCACAAUAUGGAUGGGUUUUUUGUGGCCAAGCUGAAGAAGUUCUCCAAUGUAAUUCCAACAGCACCAGCAGGAAAAGAAGAAGAAAAUGCAGACGCCCCUGAGGCCACAGUUGUUACAGACACUCCUGAAGAGAAACCAUCCAAAAGUGACAAGACAAAGAAGACUGUCCCUGGCAAGGCAGGGGGCCUGAAGGAGAAGACCCAAACCAAUGGAACAGCAGCCAAGAAAACGGCAAAAAUCAAGCCAAAAGGCAAAAAGGACUCACCCGCUGGACCGAAAAAGGCAAAGCUCGCCAAGAUGGAUGGAGAGACUGUGAAAGGGGCAAAGGCCAAGAAACCUGCAGUGAAGACAGCUGAUGAUACUAAAGCAUCAAAAGCUGAGAAGAAGGACGGAAACAGAUUUGAGAAAAAACAGGGAAAAAAGAGAAAAACGCCAAUGAAGGCAAAGAACAGAAUUGGAAAGAAUAAAUUCAAAAAGUUGAAGCACAUGUUGGAAAAACAAGACAGAGAGUGAUGGUGUGUACAGUGUGAUAAAGUCUACUAGAUUAUGUAAGAACGUUGUAGAGUUCCUUACGGAUCCCAGAUCACCUCCCUUCAGCUAACCAGUAUUCUGACUGGUGUGCUCUGUUUCAGAGCAGGGAUACUUUAUGUGUCAGUCAAAUAUGAUUGUAAAGCUUGUGUACAAAUGAACUGGACUGGUCAAUGAUGCUAUCCCUCUAGUUUGGUCCUCCCUUUUUUAUUUGUAUUACACAAUAUUCAGUAUGUUUGUCUGUUGAUUUAAUUACAGAGUGGGGCAACUUCCUUUAAUCUGUGAAACAUAAUAAAUCUUUUAAGAUUUUUCUCAUCACUUGUUUGAUUCAUCAUUCAUCAGUGGGAAGUUUUAUUUGUCCAUCACCAAGAUCAUAUGCUUAUUUGAUGUGUAAUUUUCAUGUUUCACUUGACCACCUCUAAUCACAUUUUAAACAUCUCAAAUGUAUUUUGACUUGUUGGUUUCCUUUAAUUAAUCAAUUUGAAACCAUUUACCUUGACCAUUGA